GGAUGACUCAGCAAGAGUUGCAGGGUGGCCGAGGAGCUGGCGUUGACGUUCGCGUGCCUGGAGCCGGCCAGAGCUAGGAGCAACUUCCAUCAGCUUCGCCUCUCCCAACUACUUCCAACCAAGCAGCAAUCCACCCUCCCGCCUCGCCCUCUUUAGAACACCUCGGUUCUUCUUGCCAUCGUUGCCGUCUUCCAUCCUCGUCGUGUCAGCCGCCAACCUCGCCUCACAUACAUCCAGACCCGACAAGAUGGGUGACGUCUUGGUAGAAAACCCGGCGGGCCUGGCAUCCAUCAAAAAGCCGGCGCCGUCGACGAUACCGGCCAUCGAUAACUUCGAGGGGAUCGCCACGGACACCGGUGAUGACUACGCAGAUCUGAAGAAGCUGCAAAGGCAACUGGAGUACAUUCAGCUGCAGGAGGAGUACAUCAAGGAUGAGCAGCGAAGCCUCAAGCGGGAGCUCGUCCGCGCCCAGGAGGAGAUCAAGAGGAUCCAGAGUGUGCCCCUGGUCAUCGGCCAGUUCAUGGAGGCUAUCGACCAGAACACCGGCAUUGUCCAGUCAUCUACCGGCUCCAACUACGUCGUCCGCAUCCUCUCCACCCUCGACCGCGAGCUUCUGAAGCCCUCGUCAUCGGUCGCGCUACACAGGCACUCCAAUGCCCUCGUCGACAUCCUGCCGCCCGAGGCUGACUCCUCCAUCGCCAUGCUUGGCUCGGAUGAGAAGCCCGAUGUGACCUACGCAGACGUCGGUGGCCUGGACAUGCAGAAGCAGGAGAUCCGCGAGGCUGUGGAGCUUCCCCUGACACACUUCGACCUCUACAGGCAGAUUGGUAUCGACCCCCCUCGUGGUGUGCUGUUGUACGGCCCACCAGGAACAGGAAAGACAAUGUUGGUGAAGGCCGUGGCAAACAGCACAACCGCGAACUUCAUCCGCGUCGUGGGAUCCGAGUUUGUUCAGAAGUACCUAGGCGAGGGACCCAGGAUGGUCCGAGACGUGUUCCGGAUGGCGAGGGAAAACUCGCCCGCCAUCAUCUUCAUCGACGAAAUCGACGCCAUCGCCACCAAGCGAUUCGACGCCCAGACUGGUGCCGACCGUGAGGUGCAGCGUAUCCUGCUCGAGCUGCUGAACCAGAUGGAUGGUUUCGACCAGACCGCCAACGUCAAGGUCAUCAUGGCGACGAACCGUGCGGACACGCUCGACCCUGCGCUUCUGCGUCCUGGACGUCUGGACCGAAAGAUUGAGUUCCCCUCGCUUCGGGACCGCCGGGAGAGGCGACUGAUCUUCACGACCAUCGCAUCCAAGAUGAGUCUCGCGCCCGAGGUCGACCUUGACUCGUUGAUCGUGCGCAAUGACCCCUUGAGUGGCGCUAUCAUUGCCGCCAUCAUGCAGGAGGCUGGCCUGCGGGCCGUGAGGAAGAACAGGUACAACAUCAUCCAGAGCGAUCUGGAUGACGCGUACUCAAGCCAAGUCAAGGGCACGAGUGACGAGAACAAGUUUGAGUUCUACAAAUAAACGAACGGCCGUGGGAGCACUGGAGAUCACCGGGCAGGAUGGAAACUUGGUGCAUUGCAAUGGGUGGCAAUGGAAUAGACAGCUGGCAGGAGAUGUAUAAGGAUAGCACCCAGUGUUGGGACAUACCAACACGGCAUCUCCAAAUGUACAACAUGACGAUAUUAUUUGACGGCCUGCUUCGGGCUCCAGGUUCAACCCCAUAUCCACUUGUGUCGAUAAUUACCACAAUUGGAGAUCAACUCGCUACAAGCCCGUGUCAAGGCGCGGGACUGCCCCCCAACAUCCUUCAUUCCUGUGACUCUCCAUAUCCUCCGUGCUGCGCACCUGAGACACUAAUUGUCUGACACUGUGAUCGGUGCUCAGUAAGCGGAUACAAACCCACGGUGCGGGCUUGCUGGCAUAUGGCCUAGGCAAACGCAAAAAAGGAGUGGUCAUCCCAUGUCGCCCACUCCCCUAUACAAUGAGGCUUACAGCACCCAACCUGAUAUCCUGCUCGAAAACUGCAGAGGCAGC
This is a messenger RNA of Diaporthe batatas, 2023 nucleotides long. Its product is annotated as proteasome regulatory particle base subunit RPT3. The transcript has 2 exons. Lineage: Eukaryota; Fungi; Ascomycota; Sordariomycetes; Diaporthales; Diaporthaceae. Gene Ontology annotation, molecular function: proteasome-activating activity; ATP binding; ATP hydrolysis activity. Gene Ontology annotation, biological process: proteasome-mediated ubiquitin-dependent protein catabolic process. Gene Ontology annotation, cellular component: proteasome regulatory particle, base subcomplex. Bases 248 to 1510 code for a protein of 420 amino acids. The record is from RefSeq and is a predicted model, not a curated record.